Saccostrea echinata is the source of this 1026-nucleotide messenger RNA. RefSeq names its product excitatory amino acid transporter-like. Gene Ontology annotation, molecular function: L-glutamate transmembrane transporter activity; glutamate:sodium symporter activity; neutral L-amino acid transmembrane transporter activity. The transcript is spliced from 7 exons. Gene Ontology annotation, cellular component: plasma membrane. The record is from RefSeq and is a predicted model, not a curated record. Lineage: Eukaryota; Metazoa; Mollusca; Bivalvia; Ostreida; Ostreidae. Bases 13 to 1026 code for a protein of 337 amino acids. Gene Ontology annotation, biological process: L-glutamate transmembrane transport.
UGUUUUAAAUAUAUGGACAUAAUGAAAAAGCAAUUGAAAGUCGAAGACAACGAAAACAAGUCCUGUAUUCGAAACAUUCAACGAAUCUUACGUGGACAACUGCUAUUUGUAUUGACUUUUCUGGCAGUCAUUCUUGGAUUUAUUAUCGGCUUUGGAAUUCGUGAAGCUGGACCUUCUAUAGACGCUUUACAUUGGAUCGGUAUGCCAGGAGAUCUUUUCAUGCGGUCGCUGAAAAUGAUGAUCGUUCCUCUAGUUGUUACCAGUGUCAUACACAGCACAGCUUCUUUAGAACCGAAAUCAAACGGCAGAAUAGGCCUGAUAUCCAUCACAUACAUAUUGCUUACGAACAUGCUGGGUUGUGUGAUUGCCAUCAUACUUAUUUAUACCAUUAAUCCAGGACGAGUAAAUGUUGCACAUGAUGAGAAAGUAAUGGUCAAUAAAAUUCAGCAACAAGAUAUAUUUGCAGAUUUCUUAAGAAAUAUCAUACCAGAUAACCUAGUAGAGGCAACUUUUCGCAAAACACAAACAAAAUUCAAGUCUGAAAUUGUUUGGAACGAACUUCAGAAUCUUGGUAAUUUUUCUAAUACCACUGCAGAUGUAGAACAAAAUUAUUUGGAAAUGGUCAAGACUGUUGGGAAAUCAGGUGGACCAAAUAUACUUGGACUGAUAUUGGCCUGUAUGUUCAUAGGCAUUGCUGCUGGAAGAUUGAAAGAAAAAGCCAGAGUAUUCAUUGACUUCUUCGCAAUGAGUGCUGAAAUUGUUCUGCAAAUUCUUCGAUGGUUUAUUUGGCUGACCCCAGUAGGCGUGGCCAGUCUUACAGCUGCCUCCAUAGCAGGUACCCGUGACGUUACGGAGACGUUUGUUAGCCUGGGAUACUUUGUUUUGACAGUAACCUUGGGUAUCGUUUUUAACCAAGCCAUUCUUCUUCCACUCUUAUAUUUUGCUUUCACACGAAAAAAUCCCUACAAACAUAUCCUUAGUAUAAAGCGAGCUUGGCUGAUAGGAUUCUCUUUUGGGUCAUCGUAA